Molecule: messenger RNA, 901 nt
Organism: Stegodyphus dumicola
Lineage: Eukaryota; Metazoa; Arthropoda; Arachnida; Araneae; Eresidae
Product: charged multivesicular body protein 1a-like
Biological process (GO): vacuolar transport
Source: RefSeq, a predicted model, not a curated record
UGUAUAUGUAUUGAAUCAUAAAAAUUCGGUAUAUUUUUUACAGAUGAACUUGUCGCAGCUGCAGAGAUUUUCAAGAGUAGCUGAACAAACUGAAGCAACUUAUAGGCAGAAACUUAAAGAGGCUAUAAAAGAAAUAAAUAAGGUGAAAAGCAAAAAACGUGCGAAACUUGUAAUAUGUAAGCAACAUGAAACGUUGGAGUUUAAGCGUUUGGCAGCUAAAGUUGAAGCUGUUAUUUCGAAACUUCCUACUGCCAUUACUAAGGAACAGGUGGCUAAUAUUCGCCCUGUACUUAAAGCAUUAGACAAGUUUAUGAGUACAAUGAAUCUUCGGAAGAUAACUGUUAUGGUGGGACUGCUUGAACAACAGUUUGAAAAUCUGGAUGUCUCUAUAUCAGUUGAUGAAGACGCAGUGGCGAGAGCACCUGGAGUUUCUGUUCCAAUGUCGCGAGUACACAGAGUUAUUCUGGAAACUGCCGUAUAUAAUGGUCUCUUGUAUCAUUUAGCACGAGCAAAUGAGAUUCGUAAAGUUGCAUCAGCACCAGCUACAGCUGUAGCACAAGCUGAAGGACCAAUUACUCGCAGCCGAAGAAUUCGUGUACUGAAGAAAUGAAUGAUGAUUUUCAGGAAUUAUUUGUUAGAAAUUAUGAAGAUGUUUGCUGUAAUCAGAGCUUUUUCUUUAUGUAUGUGUUUCCUUUAUGUAUGUACGUAGUCACUUAAGCUUCUAAGUUGUCAUAAUGGGUCUAUAAUGAAGUGCAUAAAAAUGUUGAAACUGCAGCUGUUAUUUUCAUAUUCAUUCUACAUUUAUGGGGAAAAAAUAUUUCUAUGUGUACAACUGUUGUUUGUAUGGGAGCCUUGAUGUAUUACAUUCUUUCUUAAUAAAAUAAACUUUUUCAGUACUGUU